Heterocephalus glaber (naked mole-rat) is the source of this 2047-nucleotide messenger RNA. RefSeq names its product T-box transcription factor 21 (gene Tbx21). Gene Ontology annotation, molecular function: RNA polymerase II cis-regulatory region sequence-specific DNA binding; DNA-binding transcription factor activity, RNA polymerase II-specific. NCBI's taxonomy places the organism in Eukaryota, Metazoa, Chordata, Mammalia, Rodentia, Bathyergidae. Gene Ontology annotation, cellular component: nucleus; chromatin. Gene Ontology annotation, biological process: lymphocyte migration; cell fate specification; regulation of transcription by RNA polymerase II. The record is from RefSeq and is a predicted model, not a curated record.
AUGGGCGUCGUGGGGCCGGGCUGCCGAGAGAUGCUGACGGGCACCGAGCCGAUGCUGACGAGCGACGAGGGCCGCGCGCCCGGGGACCCGCAGCCGCGCUACUUCUACCCGGACCCGGGCGCGCACGACGCGGGCGACCGUCUCGGGGGCGGCGGCCUCGGGGCUCCCUACGCUGGGGGUGCUCUGGUGCCUGCAACCCCGGGCCGCUUCCUCGGCGCCUACGCGUACCCGCCCCGGGCCCCGGCCGCCGCCUUCCCGGGGGCGCCCGAGCCCUUCCCGCCGUCCGCGGGGGCCGACGGCUUCCAGCCCUCCGGGGACAGCGGCUACGCGGCCCCAGACCCCCGCGCCGGGCUCUACCCCGGGCCCCACGACGACUUCGCGCUGCCCGCGGGGCUCGAGGUGUCCGGGAAGCUGAGAGUCGCGCUCAACAACCACCUGUUGUGGUCCAAGUUCAACCAGCACCAGACGGAGAUGAUCAUCACCAAGCAGGGCCGGCGGAUGUUCCCAUUCCUGUCCUUCACCGUGGCUGGGCUGGAGCCCACUAGCCACUACAGGAUGUUUGUGGAUGUGGUUCUGGUGGACCAGCACCACUGGCGGUACCAGAGUGGCAAGUGGGUGCAGUGUGGCAAGGCCGAGGGCAGCAUGCCAGGGAACCGCCUCUACGUGCACCCGGAUUCCCCCAACACUGGUGCCCACUGGAUGCGCCAGGAAGUCUCCUUCGGGAAACUGAAACUCACCAACAACAAAGGCGCCUCGAACAACAUGACCCAGAUGAUCGUGCUGCAGUCCCUGCACAAGUACCAGCCCCGGCUGCACAUCGUGGAGGUGACCGACGGGGAGCCCGAGGCCGCCUGCCCGGCGCCCAGCACCCACAUCUUCACCUUCCGAGAAACCCAGUUCAUCGCCGUGACCGCCUACCAGAACGCGGAGAUCACGCAGCUGAAAAUCGAUAACAACCCCUUCGCCAAGGGAUUCCGGGAGAACUUCGAGUCCAUGUAUGCAUCUGUGGACACCAGCGUCCCCUCCCCACCUGGACCCAACUGUCAACUGCUGGGGGGAGACCCCUACUCCCCUCUCCUCUCCAACCAGUACCCCGUCCCCAGCUGCUUCUACCCCGACCUUGUUGGCCAGGCCAAGGACGUGGUUUCGCAGCCAUACUGGCUGGCCGCCCCCCGGGACCACAGCUACGAGUCCGACUUCCGAGCCGUCAGCAUGAAGCCAGCUUUCCUGCCCUCCGGCCCGGGCCCCACCAUGUCCUACUACCGAGGCCAGGACGUCCUGGCCCCCGGGGCCAGCUGGCCCGUGGCUCCCCAGUACCCUCCCAAGAUGGGCCCGGCCAACUGGUUCCGCCCCAUGCGGACUCUGCCCGUGGAACCUGGAGCCCCUGAGGGUGGGGGGCCGGACGAGCAGGGCUCCCCGUCACUGUGGACCGAGGUCACCCCGCUCCGGCCAGAGCCCGGCGACUCAGGACUGGGCGAAGGAGACUCUAAGAGGAGACGCGUGUCUCCCUACCCUUCCAGUGGCGACAGCUCGUCCCCUGCCGGGGCCCCUUCUCCUUCUGAGAAGGAUGCAGAGGGCCAGUUUUAUAACUAUUUUCCCAACUGAGCAGAGGGUGCAGAGCAGCAGAGGGAUCCUGCGUCGCUAAGUCGGAGGCCAUCGGCUCAGCGGGGAGCCAGACCCGGGCGGAGAAGCCCCCUCCCUCCGGCCCUCCUCCUUGUAGGGACUGGUUGGGGCAGAGGGGGCCAAGGAGGACUCCGGGGUUCACUUGCCGGGAGGCCCUGGACACAGGGAGCUGGGCUGGGCUGAGGCCACUGGCCCCCCGUCCUCUGUGGAGUGACCGCAGGUUUGUCCUCCUGAGCGAGCCUGCUCCGGGCGUGAGGACACCCGGACCUGACAGCAGCUGGGCAGGUCAGGGCGGACCUGGGCUGCGGGGAGCUGGCCUGGCCCCCACUUCAGGGCCAAGACACUGGGGUCCAGAGAAAGGGGCUGGGCGCGCCAGGUCUUCUUGGUCGUACUCAAGCGCUUCUUUCUUUUUCCUUUUCUGAAC